AUACGUGACGUAUUCCAACCCGGAAGCAAACCCACCGUGGUAUAUGGAUAUGACGUAGAAAUCUGUCUGCCGCUGCUUUUUAAAAAAACAAAACAAAACAAAACAUGGAGUCUAUAUUUUGGCCGAUGUUUCUUUUGCAGUUUUUACUGCUGCAAAUGUCAUAUAAUGCUGCCCUUCUGCAAGCUGUCUCUAUUUUAUUGCAAAGGCGCAGGCGCGCGUUCCUGGAGCGCGCGGCCGCGCUCGGGCCCAGUGUGCGUCUUCCUCCGCUCCCGACCAAAAGCCGCUCGUGCUGGAUGCGCGUGCGGAGUCGGGACUGGUGGGAGAGAGUGGUGCUGCGGGAAUUCUCCGACGCAGAAUGGAGAGAGCACUUCAGGAUGUGUCGCAGGUCGUUUGUGAAGCUGUGUGACCUGAUGAAGGAUGUCAUGAGCCCCGGGGAGAUGACCGUGCGUCCCGCGAUCCCGUUAGAAAUGCGCGUGGCGAUAGCGCUGUACAAGCUCGGCGGCUGCGGGGAGUACAGGUCGAUCGCGUACCGCUUUGGCGUGCAUAAGACCACGGUGAUGAAAUUUGUUUACAUGUUCUGUAAAGGCAUGGUAAACCAAGCGAUACGACACUUCAUCAAAGUGCCGAGCCUGCAGGAAGCCUGCGCCAUCGCCGAGCGCUUUGAGAGCAAGUUCUGUGUUCCUCAGGUUAUAGGAUGUGUUGAUGUAACCCACAUCCCGGUUCUGGCGCCCAGUGAUGGCUACAUGAAUUUUCUCAACCGUAAAGGUUGGACAUCUUAUGUGCUGCAAGGCGUCGUUGAUGACACUUAUUGCUUCUGGAGUGCGAGCUGUAAAGUUCCUGGAGGUGCUCAUGAUGCCACUGUGUUUAAGCAAUCCCAGCUGUUCAGCAUGGCGCACCUUCUUCCUAAGCAUACUUGCGACAUUGGUGGAACCCCCGUCAACUUCGUUGUUCUUGGUGACACAGCCUACCCACUCCUGGAAUGGCUCAUGAAGGCGUAUACCCCCAGUCCUAGUCUAACCCCUCAGCAAAAUUCCUUUAACAUCUACCUUAGUGAUGCAAGAGCACCAAUGGAAAUUGCCUUUGGGAGGUUGAAAGCAAGAUGGCGGGUUCUUCUGAAGAGAAGUGACUUCCACUACACCUUUUCACCAUAUGUUGCAAUAACUUGCUGUGCGCUGCACAAUUUCUGCGAGAGGGAAGAGGAAUCUUUCGGUCAAGCCUGGAUGGAAGAGGCUGCUACUUUGGAGAGAGCCGUGCCGCAGCCGACGACACAGUCAUAUACACAAUCGAGUAAAGCCGGUGAAGCUGUAAGGCGGGUCCUCACAGAAUAUGUGGCCAGCAAUUUUCCUCUUCGCAUGCAAGAACAAUAAACACGGUCUGGUUUGUAGAGGACAUUGUGAAUAUUUAUUUAGUUUUAUACUUGGUUUGAUGAAGUUUUCACUUAUUAUCAAAAUGUAGUUUUUUUGGUAAAGCAUUGCUGACUAAUUGCUGCUUUGUAAUAAAGCAUUGCUGACUGAACACUGA
Messenger RNA from Pangasianodon hypophthalmus (striped catfish), 1521 nucleotides. RefSeq lists its product as uncharacterized. Lineage: Eukaryota; Metazoa; Chordata; Actinopteri; Siluriformes; Pangasiidae. The record is from RefSeq and is a predicted model, not a curated record. Bases 105 to 1367 code for a protein of 420 amino acids. The transcript has 3 exons.